Messenger RNA from Solenopsis invicta (red fire ant), 3198 nucleotides. RefSeq lists its product as uncharacterized. The coding region runs from base 559 to 1434 and encodes 291 amino acids. The record is from RefSeq and is a predicted model, not a curated record. The transcript is spliced from 7 exons. Lineage: Eukaryota; Metazoa; Arthropoda; Insecta; Hymenoptera; Formicidae.
CGCCACUACUCCGCACACGCGAUCACCGUGGGGCACGGGCAGGCGCGCGCUCUCUCUCUCUUUCUCUCUGUUUCUGUCUCUCUCUUCCCCCCUCUCUUUCUCUCUCUCUCUGUCUCUCUCUCUUCCCGAAUGCCUCCUCGCCACCGCUGCCACCCGCUAUUUCCGCGCGACGCGUGCUCGCCGCACGAUCGGGACGCGUGUGCCCCGUGAGUGUCGCCGUGUCUCGCCGUGAGAGGGUUGAUGAGUGUGCGGUGCCCCAGUGCCUCCGAUCGGCGAGAAGCGGUUUAGUGAUUGAAAAACCAAAAAAAAAAAAAAAGGAAAAGAGAGAAACGAGGGAUGAUAUCACAGACGAUUAUUUAUUCGACGAUGCGAUUGUUCACAAGUGGAUUUUCAAUGUGAGCCACGCGCUCGCGCGACGGUGGAUUGUGCGAUAAGAGAAACUGGAGUAUAUAGUGCACCGUGAGCGGUUUGAUUCUCGAUCGCCCACGCAACGAUCACGCGUAGCUGAACGAUUGCGGCAAGCAACUCGGAGGCGGCAAGAAAUCGGCCGGGAUCAUCAUGGAUUGGAGUCGGGGGAUCGGACUGACCAGCUUAUUAUUGUUCUGCCUCGGACGGAUCGGGGAAACAAACGGCCUGAGGAUGCUGGAACUGAUAGUGCCGCAGCACGCGGUACUCGGGCAAAAUGUAAGCCUCGAGUGCAACUUUAAUCUGGACGGCGAGAAGCUGUACUCGGUCAAAUGGUACAAAGACGGCAACGAGUUCUACCGAUUCCUACCCCAGGAGAAGCCACCUGUUAUGGUGUUCAACCAUCCCGGUGUCACGGCAUACAUUCACGAAUCCACCCAACGAACGGUCGUUCUUCGUUCUGUGAACCUCAUGAGCACGGGACGCUAUAGAUGCGAGGUUUCAGCGGAGGCACCAUUCUUUCAGACCGUUUCCGACCAUUCGGACAUGACAGUAAUCGCCUUGCCGGAGGACGAACCUGUUAUCACGGCACGACCUGGGAAACAUCGUUAUCAAGUCGGCGACGUUGUGCGGUUCAAUUGCACUUCGGCGAAGUCGAAGCCACAUGCCACGCUCAGCUGGUUCAUCAACGCCGAACCCGUCGAGCAGCAGUUCUUGAGACCCCACCCUCUCGUCAGGGACCGGAACGAUCUGGAGACCUCCACACUCGGUCUAGAGUUCCGUCUGCGCCCGAAGCACUUCAAGAAGGGAGACUUGAAGAUCAAAUGCCUGGCGAGGAUAUAUACCGUAUAUUGGAAAUCGAAUGAGCUCAGCAUAGAGGGUGAGAGGCCUCUGAAGAUACCGGUAAUGGAGAGCAGAGAGACAAGGGCGCAAGGGCACACGCACGCCGAGCAUAUCCUAGCGAGCGGAAGUAUAGCGUUAGGACCAUGCGUCGUGCUGGUGAUCAUGGGAUUACUAAUGCUUCGGUAAGGAUCAAGGACACCAUACUCCAUCUUCGUGCUCACCCUUCCCAGAUAUGCGAAAGCCACCCUCGUAAUGCGAUAUGAUUACGUCAUAUAAAAUUACCCAUGUUGUUUAUAUUUUUUAUAAUUGCAAUUAGUGGAGUUAGAGACCACAUACUAAUCAAUAAUAGGCAGACGACACUAUCGAACUACGUUAGAACUUCAUUCGAACGUUCAGAGAAGAUUUUCGUUGCAAAGGAACAAUGGAUUCUUUUUCUCUUCUCAGAAGUGAUAAAAAGAUUUUGGAAGAUUUGCGGUGACCUCGUCGUUCGAUUUUCGAAUUGUAUCUCGUGUACAGUGCGUGACAUAAAAAAGCCGUUCACUAGGAAAAAAUAUUUCGUUGUAACUCACGAAAAAUUUGUUUAAAGUGUACCGAAUAAAACUAUUUAGUUAAUAUAAAUAUUUAGUUAGUGUAAACAAAUAUUUUUGUAUGUGCAUGUACUAACGAAAUAAAAAAAAUUUAGUGCCUUCAGCGAAAGCUGUUUAGUUGAGGCAUUUUUUAACAGCAAUCAAAAUUUUUUGUCAAUAACAAAAAAUUUAAUUGCUUCUGCAAAAUACAUGUAAGUGAAAAAAAUAUUUGUUUAUACUAAGUAGUUUUUGUCCAGUACACUUUAACCAAAUUAUUUGUUGUUACAAUAUUUUUUCUAGUAUUGUUCCAUGGUCGCAUGAGACGUGCCACUGCAAAAUAAAAGUGCCAAAAUUCUGCAAAUGCAUUUUACAGUAUGAAUAGGUUACAAAUAUUCUGUCGCAUACUAUAAUAUCGAGGAAAAUACUGUUACAAGUGAAGAAAAAUAAAACAUGCAACUUAAAACAAUUUGGAUUUUACGUUUUUGAAAUUUUAACAACUUUAACGUUAUUUUUUAAAUUGGAAUUUGAUUAAAAUUUUUUUAUCGAAAUUGCACUGAGAAACCCAUUUAAUUGAAUGAAAUCAAAUGUAAUUGAAUCAAUUAAAUCUGUUGUUUGGAUAUGGACAAAUGCUUUAGUCGAUGCAACAAUUUAGUUGGAAAAUUUAGUAAUAUUAACAAAAAUAUGGUUACAACAAAUCAAAUGCUAAUUAAAAUAACUGUAUCCUAUAUGGCCCACGUAAGUUUCACGUUUUUUUUUUCUAUUUUUUUGCCGAGUCUAAAUUAGAAACACAAUCAAAAAAAUUCUAACUUUGAUCUCACUGCCAAUAAUAGAAUACAUAAAGUGAACUGUUGCAAACAAGUCACGUUGAUAGCCUGUACGAUAUACUGCCGUUAUUUGUUCACAUCAUGUAAUGUUAUUAUAACUACUUAGAAACAGAAAGUAGGCCAUAUAGGAUACAGUUAUCUUAUGUGUAGCUAAAUUUGGUUAGUAUCUUAUUAAAUUAUAUUUUAAUCAUUAAAUCAAGUUUGCAUAUUAAUAAUAUCAAAUUUUCAAAUUAAAUUUUUUAUUGCAUCAACAAAAAAUUUAAUCAACUAAAUGUUGAUUAGAGUAUAAGAACUCUGAAGUCAAAAUAAGAACCGUUGAAUCUAGUUCGAGUUAACUACAAAAGCAUCACCUUUGCAAAGUGUCGAGACUUACGCGGGUGCAUUAAUUAUAAUGCACCGCAAGGUAUUUUUCUUACGGGAGAACGUUUUCUCUAAGGGCAAUGUCCUAUAUUGCUUAGCAGUCGCGAUACAAAUAUAAAUUAUUUGAAACACCUUGAAAAAAAAUACUUAAAAAUUUACUUGACAUAUAUUUCAUUGAAAUAAAUCUUUAUUUAAAUAUA